AUGGCCGUCUACUCCUUCUACAUCUUCGACCGUCACACCGAAUGCAUAUACUCCAAGUCAUGGCUCCCUCCGUCCGUCAGCCGCCCUACCUCUAGCACCGGAGCCGCUCCUGCGCCGCCGCCGACGGCCGCGACUCACGCCUCCUCGGACGACAACGCCAAGCUCAUCUUCGGCACCGUCUUCUCUCUCCGCAACAUGGCACGCAAGCUCGGCGGCGACGACGACGCCUUUAUCAGCUUCCGCACGGGCCAGUACAAGCUGCACUACUACGAGACGCCGGCCAACCUGCGAUUCGUCCUCCUGACCGACACGGCCUCGCCGAGCAUGCGCAACGUGCUGCACCAAAUAUACAUAAACCUCUGGGUCGAAUACGUGGCCAAGAACCCCCUGGCGCCGGUAGAGCACAAGGGCGGCGACGGUGUACGGAAUGAGUUGUUUGAGCUUGGCCUGGAUCAGUUUAUCCGUGGAUUGAUGUGA
Molecule: messenger RNA, 477 nt
Organism: Cordyceps fumosorosea ARSEF 2679
Lineage: Eukaryota; Fungi; Ascomycota; Sordariomycetes; Hypocreales; Cordycipitaceae
Product: transport protein particle complex of the golgi, subunit bet5-like protein
Exons: 3
Coding region: 1-477 (158 amino acids)
Biological process (GO): endoplasmic reticulum to Golgi vesicle-mediated transport
Cellular component (GO): TRAPP complex
Source: RefSeq, a predicted model, not a curated record